Messenger RNA from Blastomyces gilchristii SLH14081, 3745 nucleotides. Its product is annotated as transcription initiation factor TFIIE subunit beta. Lineage: Eukaryota; Fungi; Ascomycota; Eurotiomycetes; Onygenales; Ajellomycetaceae. Gene Ontology annotation, biological process: transcription initiation at RNA polymerase II promoter. The record is from RefSeq and is a predicted model, not a curated record. Gene Ontology annotation, cellular component: transcription factor TFIIE complex. The coding region runs from base 185 to 1084 and encodes 299 amino acids. The transcript has a single exon.
CGGGGAUGAAUCAAUCUGAUCACACAGGACAUUCAAGUCUUUGAUUUACUCUUCAUCCAUUCACCCGCAUCACAGCUGCGAUUACAAGCUUGCAGACAAUGUGGAUGGCCCAGCCAACCUCGUAGCGAACACUGAGCAGCGGCUUACUGCGUCACUCCGUCUUUUUCACAUUCUCGCUCGCAUCAUGUCCUACUUUCAGAACCAGAUCAGCUCGUUCAACAGCAGCGUCGUGUCUGCUGCAAAUCGUCUUCCACAAGAUCGACGAACGGCCGGAAGCAACCUCGCUGCUGCUGCAUCAUCAUCCGUUGUUACUGCAGCUGCCAGCGCACAAGCUGCUAGAUCUUAUUCCAGUACACCCGCUGCGAGUGGCCGCCGACAUGAUGCGGAUACCAUCUAUUCUCAACCGGCCAACACCGGCACGGGGAAAGAUAUCAUGACCCAGGUCGUGUUCGCUAUCGACCAUAUGAAAAGCAAGGACUACGCGCUCAAGUUUGCGGAUAUCCUCUCCUACCUCUCGCUCCAGCAGCAGGGACAUGACCCGGGCUACAUUCAGGCACUGAAGCGCAUUCUCCAGUCUCACGAUAAGGUGGAAUAUGAUCCUUCGGGUGCUAAUGGGGAGGGUACCUUCCGGUUUAAGCCUCCGCAUAAUAUCCGCUCAGCCGAGCAAUUGCUUCGAAAGCUUCAAUCCCAGCCGACGGCGCAGGGCAUGAGUGUGCGUGAGCUACGGGAAGGGUGGCCCAAUAUUGUUCAGACUAUCGAUAAGCUAGAGAAGGAAGGAAAACUGCUUGUUACUCGAAAUAAGAAGGACGACCACCCCAAGAUGGUGUGGGCGAAUGAUCCUUCACUCAUUCAGCAUUUUGAUCCCGAGUUCCGGCAAAUCUGGGAGAAGAUCAAGAUACCCGACCAACAGGCGGUAACUGAAGAGUUGGAGAAGGCUGGAAUUACAUCAACAAGCAAGAAUAAGGUGGCCAAACCAAAACCAAAGAUCGAGCAUAAGAAGGUGAAGAAGGCACGACGCAGUGGGAAGACUACUAAUACACAUAUGGUAGGGGUGUUGAGGGAUUACUCCCACCUGAAGAGAUGAUGAAUUAACUUAUAGAUGCCACGAUAGAUUUUGUAUCUUUGCUUUAUGCAAACUUUUUUUUCUGAAAUAGCUGCAAGGGUAACAGAAGACACACGGAACAAGAAUGGUGGGGUUGUCUUUUAUAAUGUUACGGAACGGAGUUAGCGUCCGUAUAUUGUUUCUUUCUUCCCUUUUUUUUUGGCCCUAGGAUUGAGCUUUUAUGUAUAUGGUAAUGCUCUCCAGGCUUAAUGGAUUUCAGUUAUAGUCAAUAAACAAACAUCACCUCACCAGGUGGGAGCUGCAUUCCUUACAUCUUCCUAUCUCCGCUUGAACGCUCUAGCAAGCUGUACUGAUUGGAACAUUCAAAACCAAACCAACUCUCUAUGUCUAGUUAACUAGGGAAUUGAGAAACCAAAAAUCCGAACAAGGUCUAGCUGGUCGCUGCUCACUAGUGAAUUCCUUUCUUUUUGAUGGAGAGGGGUCACAAAUUUCAAGCACAGCAAGAAAAGACCAAUACAACAGAGCUGUCGACGGGGUAUAGAAGUACGGCGUAAUAUGAACACUGAGGAUGAAAUGAUAAAAUACAACCCAAAAGGCCCUAUCAAAACAAGCAACGACAAUCGCAGUCGCACAAAAAGUCUAAUGUUUCCCAUUCACCUCCACACCUCCUUCUUUCAUCAAAUACUCCCUCAAAUCCUCAAUCGUACAAACCUUUAGACCCCACCGUUUUCCAAACUCCAAACAUCUCUUGCCCCGCAUCAUCCCAUUCCCCUCCAUCGCCGGCACCCCUUCCACCUCCACUCCAUCCUCAACAAGCUCACAGAUAACAGCCGCCUCUGGCUUCCCUGCCAGCCGGCAGAAGUCCAACGCCGCCUCCGUAUGGCCGGGUCUCUCAAGGACGCCGCCAGGUCUAGCUUGUAAGGGUAGGAUGUGUCCUGGUCGGCGGAAGUGGGAGGGCUGGACGUCUGGGCGGGCGAGGGUGCGGCAGGUAAGAGCACGGUCAUGGGCAGAGAUACCCGUGGUGACGGACGGGUCGGUGGCGUCAAUAGUGAUUGUGUAGGCUGUGCCGUUUGGAUCGGCAUUCUCGACGACCAUUUGUGGGAGAUAUAGAUGCGUGCAGAGGGAGGCGGGGAUGGGGGCGCAGAUAUAGCCGCUGGAUUUAUUGUUGGUUAGAUACUUGCUUUCUUUUUCUCUCAAUUGGAUCUUAAACGAGAAGUGAAAUAUAAUGUGUGUAACACAUACCUGCUCCACCGUAUCAUGAACGCCAUCCUGGCCGCAGUCACCGAGUCCGCAGAAAUGAUCAGAUCCCCUUCAUUCUCCCGGUUUUGCGAAUCGAGGACUACGAUGAACUCUCCAUUUCCUACAUAUAGUAGAAAACGCACCUGUUAGCUUUCUUAUCUCUGUCUUAGCUCCUUUCUCUUCCAGCUUUUUCCGGAGUGGUUCCCGAGUUUGACCCCGCAAAAUCGAGCGUGGUUCAUGGAGGGGCAAAUUUUCCCAGGAAUUAGGAGAAAAACAGCAUGUCUUCUUACUGAACGCCUCUAUCGACUCCUCAAUCGUGCUGAACCGCAGGUUCUCGUCUGUUUUUGAAGGCAUGGGGUGCGGUUGUGUCUUCUCCGUUAACAGCUGAGCUGCUAGAGAUGUAAUGCGAUUUGGGGGCGUGCGGAAACUCGUCCAGUCACAGCAACAGCGCCAGAAAGCUAAGCAAGAGCCUGGCAGAGCACUACUCCUUUGGUCUCAGGUAAUAAAUAAGGUGAGAAAAAGCUAAUUCGUCCGUUUCCAAUGCGAGUUUGCUCUGCGCGGAAGUCCGUUCGGCAGUUCGACGGCGGGGGAGAACAAUGGGCAAAGAGGUGCCUUGACGGGAAGCAAUUAAUAUAUACAGGGAAAUGUCAACGAUGCGACGAAAUGCUUUUCUCUGUGUUGAACUCGGCGCGCGCCACAAAUUGGGCUUUCUGGCUGAAUUUGGCGGAGGCGGAAUGCUGACGGGAAUCAAUCGAUUGAGAAGGGUCAAAAAAACGAAGGGAACUAGAAGAACAUCAAUGAUCGUGACAGUGGUAUCCAAAAUAAUAUAUGUACACACGCACAUAUAUAUAGUAGAAUGAGACGGGCAAAGAAAAUAAAGCGGUGUUCCAAGCGGGUACGAGGAUCGCAAGAGAUUGAUUAUGAGAGGAAUUAAUAAUUGUUUUCUUAUUUCGGGCGGAAUAUUUUACAUAUUCCCGCCACAUGCCGCAAUGAGCCUCGGCCAGCGCUGCGCCUAACUAACGGGGGCGGGUGACAAACCUCCGUCAAAAUGCCAGUGCUUUUGCUUGCACAGAAUAGCUAGCAGUAAGGGAAUAAUAAUAAUAUAUACGGAAAAGUCGUAACAAACCAAUCCACAUAAUUCGGCUUAGAUUAAUUAUCGACUGUUAUAAAAAAAAAAAAAAAAAAUGCGACAAGCGCCUAUAAUAAACCAUAUAUAUCAAAAACUGUAUCCAAGACCAACAAUCUCAUCAUACCUUCUUCCCUAAUCUCGCAAAUCACCCAUCCUUUAUAUAUCUUAACCAAAUAGAAAACUAGAUUCCAAAAGUUAUAUACAUUUAUGGCACGCAAAUUCUCAUGCUCCCAUCCCAAAAUCCCCCAUCCACGUAAGUUCUUGCUGGUGCGUUCGAAAUGACUUAAAAACAGUCUCCGCGUACAGAGCCCUCU